Molecule: messenger RNA, 576 nt
Organism: Daldinia decipiens
Lineage: Eukaryota; Fungi; Ascomycota; Sordariomycetes; Xylariales; Hypoxylaceae
Product: Rpp20 subunit of nuclear RNase MRP and P-domain-containing protein
Exons: 2
Coding region: 1-576 (191 amino acids)
Biological process (GO): intronic box C/D snoRNA processing; nuclear-transcribed mRNA catabolic process, RNase MRP-dependent; rRNA processing
Cellular component (GO): nucleolar ribonuclease P complex; ribonuclease MRP complex
Molecular function (GO): RNA binding
Source: RefSeq, a predicted model, not a curated record
AUGGCUACCGAACAGCCAGAGACCGUUUCGCAGGUGCCUGAACAGCCCACAAAGCUAGCAAAGCUGCCACCUAUACCAAAAGGGGCUACCGUCCGAAGACGUCCCAUCCCCACGCGCACACCCUCCACACGCGCCUCGAGACGCAUCUACAUAACUCCCAAAACGCCCUUCCGCUCCGUAACAGCGCGCGUGCGCAAACAACUCGACAAGAAUCUACGCGAAGCAUCAGCAUCCAAUAGAGCCUUCACCAACAGGCUCGCCAGCAAUAAGAACGCAUCCUUGGACGAGCGUAUCCGUGCUAUCCAGCGACAGUCUGCCUCGAAAAAUAGCGGCAGCGGGAUCGGGCUCGAAGACUCGGGCGAAGUCGUGGUGCUGGGUACGGGGCGCGCUAUCCAGAAGGUCGUUGAGGUCGCCAUGUUCUUCCAGAAGCAGCAGGAUUGUAUUGUGCAGUUGAAGACCGGGAGCGUGGGCGCUGUGGAUGAUGUUGUGUUGGAGGGGGAGGAGGAGUGGGGGGGUGAGGGAGAGGAGAGGACCAGGAUGAUGAGUUCUCUUGAGGCGUCUAUCAAGUUGAGGUGA